Solanum verrucosum is the source of this 1983-nucleotide messenger RNA. Its product is annotated as putative late blight resistance protein homolog R1B-23. The record is from RefSeq and is a predicted model, not a curated record. Gene Ontology annotation, molecular function: ADP binding. NCBI's taxonomy places the organism in Eukaryota, Viridiplantae, Streptophyta, Magnoliopsida, Solanales, Solanaceae. The transcript has a single exon. Bases 1 to 1983 code for a protein of 660 amino acids.
AUGAGUCAAAAUGCCAGCAUCGAAGAUACCUUGAAGCGUUUGGAUUGGCUAGAAGAUUACAGUGAAUUGAAUGCUAAUGCCAAGGAUCAAAUCAGAACUCUUAGAAUGCACCUAAGAUUUCUGAAGAUGUUUCUUGUAUCAGUAGCAAAGUUGUCGGCCGAGGACAUGAAUGACUUCAUGAGUCGUGUCCAGAAAUCGGUCCAAAAUGUUAGAGAUGGACUUUGUGAUGAAAAUAGAGCCGUCAAUUUGGAGAAACUGAUUUCUGGUUUGGUUCAGGAAAUCAAGGAACUCAUACCGGAUAUCACAAAAUAUUACAUCGAUCUUUCGCAGUUGGAGACUACGAUGAGCAAUGGAUGUCGGGUGGAACUUGUCAACUCUCUGUUAAAGAAUCUGAUGGAUCUGAUAAAAUACAAGACUGGUCUGACUGUCGUUUCCCUACAACAAAUUGAGGCACUUGAGGUGAAGUUUCGGUUUCUGAGAAAUUUUGUUUGGUUCAGCUCCAUAAACUGCAUCAACCAUCCGAAUAUACAAGAUCUAUUAGCACUAAUUGAAGUAGUGUCUAGCACUGUGGCAUGUCUAUCAUUUCAGUGCCUUUUUGAGGAUGAAAUCGACGAGGAUAUGGAGAAAAAGAUGAAAGCAAAGUUCUCUCAGGUACUGUGGACAAUUGAGCUGAUUCGGCCAGGGAUGAGAGAUGCAUAUAUCAACAGCCUCAAGGAUCUACCAUCGCGACUGGAUAGCAAUAGUACCAUGGUAAAUGAAGUUGUCAUGGGAUUUCUCCGCUCUUUCCUCGAUGAUGUGGAGGAGCUCCUAAGGUACAAAUCAAUUCUGAACGCUUCUGCAGAAAUUCAAUUGCAAAACCUUAGGGAAGAGUUGAAAUUUCUGAUAGCUUUACUGAUGGAUCAUGCCAUGCAAGACGAUAUCUUGGCACACACAGAAGCUGUGGCCAGAAAGACUGCUCCUGUGAUCCACUUGCUUCUGGUUAGCACAAAGGAUGACGGUGCUAUCAACGAAGUCGUUCUGUACGAAUUACAUGACCUGUUGAAUGAAAUCAAUCUUGUGAAGAAAGAGAUGAGGAAGGCGUGCCCUGAUCCCUCGGAAUCAAUGAGAUCAAACUUCCCGAUGAAGAAAAAUGCAUCGGUCCUAAUUGAUUUUGUUUUAAGAGCUCUCACAGAGAUUCUUAGCUACAAGACAGAGUCAAUUGCUUUAGUUAGGCAUCAAGUCAAAAUAGCAGAGGCUGAAUUAGUGUGCCUGAAAAUUUUACUUGACGACAAACUUCUUGAGCUGGAGGCCAAUGAAGAAGAGGAUCUCCAAAUGGCGGUCACUGAUGUAGUGCACGAGGCAAAACAUGCUAUCGGCUCAUUUAUCAUACGGGAACGCCCUCUUUGGUAUUGUAUGUUACAACUGUCUGAUGCCAUAAAGAAGAUUCGGAGUGUUAAUCAUAAGCUGUCUGCUCCUUUCGGCGAGACUGUUGAGAUUGGGGUGGAUGCUGAUGCACAGAGUUCGGAUUCAUUGUCAUCAGUAUCUACAAUUCAAGUGUACAAAAUGGAAGUGACCGGUGAGGACAGGAAUACUGAGGCUGAAGAACUCAAAAGGAGGCUUAAUACAGGAUCCGCUCGACUAGCUGUUAUCUCAGUUGUUGUGACGUCAAAGCAAAAUGUCACCUUUGUUAGAGAAGAAGUCUUCUAUGAUCGCACCACUGUUGGUCAUUUUCAAGUUUGCGCAUGGAUUAAUGUUCGACAAGAAGAUGAUAAACGAGCACUGCUGAUUGACAUUUUGAUCCGUAUUGUCAAAGAUGCUGAGUUUGCUCGAUCAGUUAAUCAGCUAAGUGAGAAAGAGGCUGCAAAAGAAAUGGACAAAUGUUUGCAGAAAGUCAGGUACCUUAUUGUGUUGGAUAAUACGUUGUCCACGGGGACAUGGGAUACCAUAAGUGGCUGUUUUCAAAAUAACAACAAUGGAAGUAGGAUUCUUUUUAUCAGUUUCUAG